UCGGGCUGUGCAGGCCGCGGCACCGGGAGGCGGUGCGGGAGCGGAGCUUCGAGCCGGGCUGCAGCACAGCGGGCCCGGCCGCGGCACCGGGAUAGGGGACGCCGUGCUCCGGGACACCGGCAGCCGCUCCAGGCUGUGCCUCAGAGCUGCUCUCCCAUCCCCAGGACCUGCCUGGGCAGAAUGAAGCUGUUGGCUGCAUUGCUGGCUGCCAGCCUGCUCAGCACCACUGCCUAUGGUGCCCAAGCAUCCUGGCAGCACAAACCAGCUCAGAGCUGCCUCUUGCAGCCCCUCAGCGGUGCAGACAGCAAGUUCUGCAGAGGUGACUUAGAAGUGAUUUACCCAGAGCUGGGUGAGGUUGGCUGCAAACACAUCCCCCAGUGCCAGCAGUACCAGCGCAGGAUCAGCAGGGAUUGGGGCUCCCCCCGAGUGCAGUACCCCCGGGCUGAGAAGGACAAGAAGUACCUGCUGGUGCUGGUGGACCCCGAUGCUCCCAGCAGAGCCAACCCCAGGAACCGCUUCUGGAGGCACUGGCUGGUCUCUGACAUCUCAGGUGCAGAUCUGAGGACUGGGGACAUCAAAGGGCAGGUGCUGACAGCUUACAGCAGGCCCUCGCCCCCGCCUGGCACUGGCUACCACCGCUACCAGCUGCUCCUGUACCAGCAGCCAGCACAUGAGGCCAUCGCCCUGAGCCCGGCGGAGCAGGGCAGGAGAGGUGCCUGGCCCAUGGAGAGCUUCGUGGAGAGGUUUCAGUUGGGGUCCCCAGUGGCCUCAACCCAGUUCCUCACCAAACACUACGAGGAUUAGAGCUGCCCACGGUGCCCUUCCCCUGCCCGGCUGCACCCACCUGCCUGCACCACAGCACCACCUUCACCCCAGCCAGGAGGACACCCUGGCACCCACCAGGGAUGAAGCAACCCUUGCACCAGCCCAGACUCACAGCACAAACUCCUCCACUCCCCCAAACUGGAGGGGGGGUCUCUAUCCCUCCUGGGUGUCCCAGGAAGGAUGGCAUCAGCCUCUCCUUCUCCCCUCACCCCAUUUCUGCCCUGCCCCCCAGCAUGUGCCAGCUGCACCUUAAGGAUCUGCAGCUUUGACACCUUCAGCUUUCAGAAUAAACAGGAAUGGAGCACAA
Messenger RNA from Pogoniulus pusillus (Red-fronted tinkerbird), 1132 nucleotides. It is a transcript of the gene PEBP4, whose product is annotated as phosphatidylethanolamine binding protein 4. NCBI's taxonomy places the organism in Eukaryota, Metazoa, Chordata, Aves, Piciformes, Lybiidae. The record is from RefSeq and is a predicted model, not a curated record. The coding region runs from base 181 to 804 and encodes 207 amino acids. The transcript has 8 exons.